AUAUAUUUCGGGGUUUCAGGAAAUAGUUAUGGUGGAAAAAAGAAAAGAAAGUGUUCAGGACCCAGGGACAUUCAUGCUUUUGCUGCAGUGGUGAUGUGACUGCAACUCAGCUGUGUAGCUGGCUGAAGGCCAGGGAGGCCGAUCCAAGCCCUUUCAGUAAAGUGCUGCUCUAGCCAAAGGCUGUACUGUAGCUAGGGAGUGGCGUCAGUAGACUGGAGGAUAUGCACGGUGUAUUGGGACUCGGCUCUCCCACCAUUCAGAAGUACCUCAUUGUUAAUCGGCUGCGGGAGCACGGCAGAGGCUUUGGACGGAGUUUAAAGAGCUGGGUUCCAUUAGCUUGCAGUGCACUGAGAUGCCAGAUAAGGCACUGGAGGCAAUUUCCAGAAGUGAAGUGACCUCAGCCUUGCCACUGUGCUUCCGGUCAUGGGAAAGGGGUCCUCAAUUCACCAGGACUGAUGUUGGCGUCAUUUGUGAAGGCAACUAAGGGCUUAUGAAAUGAAAACAAAUGAGAGAAUUUUAGCAGACCUGGACAAUAUGGCCACCAUGUUCAAUGAGUACCAUGAGUUCCCAGAUAUCCUCCCACCUGUUCGAGAUACUCCCUCCCACAGAGCAGCCUUGACUGGACCCAGGGAGAAUCGACGCUACUUUGGAAUGAGGAGCAUGGAUUCGUAUGAUCGGGACCGCCCAGUCAGCUACAGCUCCACUUCGUCCUCGGCCUCCUCCAGGGAUAGCCGUUGCUCCUUAAGCAGCGGCAUGACUCUGGUCUCCAACAGUCACUUGGGCCUCGCAGGCCAAGAGAAGGAAGCCGGCGCCAUCCGGCUGGAGUUGAUUCCGACGCGGCAGUUAUCCGCAGAGGAGCCGCAUGGUAGGGGCAAGGCGGGGUGUGUGAAUCCUGGGGAGGUGGCGGAGAAGAGGCCGGCAAUCGGUGGGAUUAAGAGACUCGACUCCAGGGGAAUCCCGAAGAGCCGUGCAACUUCUCCACUGGCGGCAUCUGGAAGUCCCAAACUGCUUUACGUGGAUAGGGUGGUGCAGGAAAUCCUGGAGACAGAACGGACCUAUGUUCAAGAUCUGCAGAGCAUUGUCAAGGACUAUCUAGACUGCAUCACGGAACAGUCAAGGCUCCCCCUGGGGAUAGAAGACCGCUUGGCCUUGUUUGGGAACAUUGGGGACAUCUAUCGUUUCAACAGUGAACUGCUUCGAGAUCUGGAGAGCUGCGGCAGUGACCCAGUUGGAAUUGCGGAAUGUUUUGUAGCGAAGAGUGAAGAGUUCCACAUUUAUACACAAUACUGCACAAACUACCCCAGGUCCGUAGCUGUGUUAACGGAAUGCAUGAGGAACAAAGUGCUUGCCAAAUUCUUCAGAGAGCGACAGGAGACCUUGAAACACUCACUCCCAUUGGGAUCCUACCUUCUCAAGCCUGUGCAACGUAUCCUAAAGUAUCAUCUUCUCUUGCAUGAAAUAGUUAGUCAUCUGGAGAAGGAUACAGAGUGUUAUGAUGUGGUGCAGGAUGCCAUUGACACAAUGCAGAGGGUGGCUUGGCACAUUAAUGACAUGAAGAGGAAACACGAGCAUGCAGUAAGACUGCAGGAGAUACAAAGCCUGCUGACAAAUUGGAAAGGUCCAGACUUGACCAGCUAUGGAGAGCUGGUCUUAGAGGGAACAUUCCGCUUUCAGCGGGCCAAAAAUGAACGCACUUUGUUUCUUUUAGAUAAACUUCUUCUCAUCACUAAAAAAAGGGAAGAAACUUAUGCUUAUAAAGCUCAUAUUUUGUGUUGUAACUUGAUGCUGGUGGAGGUUAUACCGAAGGAGCAUCUUGGUUUCAGUGUUUUCCACUACAAGAAUCCCAAAAUGCAGCAUACAGUUCAGGCCAAGUCAAUGCAGGACAAGAGGCUUUGGAUUCUUCACCUGAAGAGGCUUAUUCUUGAAAAUCAUCCAGCCAAGAUCCCUGCCAAGGCUAAACAAGCAAUUCUGGAGAUGGACGCCAUCCAUCACCCUGGUUUCCACUACAGUCCAGAGGGCGAGAGGAAGGCAGACAUGGAGGAUAAAAUCACGCCUCGCAGAGUCCGAAGGAAGUCCGAACCAUCAGCAAGAAUGAAAACUCCCAAACAAGCGGCAACAAGACAAGACAAGCGUGCAAGCGUUGAAGGAUCACUCCUUUCUCCUGUGGAAUCAUUAUCCAAUGAAACUACACCUGACUGCAAGAGCGAAGUCAAUGCCCUCUCCCGUGAAGACAGUGUCAGCCAAUCACAGGAGUCGUUGGAGCCGGCCUAUCCAAGCGACCUCGAAGAAAGCCUCCAUCUACGCACCUUGGACCAGACUGACGCUGACGAUGAAGAGGAAGUUGAACAGGUAGCGUGCACAUCUCUGGUGCAGCAGGAAAGCCAACGUUUCUCCAUUCACUCGGUGGGCCGACCUGCGGGAUGGGACGAGGAUGUAACGGUGGCCCCAGGCGGCGGAGUGGAGAGAAGCGAGCGUUUCCAGCCCACUGCAGGACGGGCCUUGUUACCCGGCAGGAUGCUGGAGAAGAGCGAUCGGCGGGUCUUUGUUCCGGCCGCCUCUGCCCCCGAGCUUCACUCCACGCCGGUUAGCCCGUCCCGAGGGGCCUGUGGUCGCCGUCUCCCGGGGGUCCGGGAGCAUCAGGCCGUGGGACCGGACCGCAGGGUGGUCAGGCGGGCCAGCAGCGCCGGAGAGAACCGCUCGACGUACCGACCGGCGGCCCAGGGCGACAGGGGGCGCCCGGCGACGGGCCUGCAGCGGGCCGAAGGGUCGGUAAUACCGGCAACCGGCAGAGCGCAGCCCCGGUCAGGCCCUGGCCCAGUUGGCCCAGAGCGAGAACGCACACAAGUUGGGAUGCCGGCGCUGUCGGGCACCGCGGCGUCGCCCAAGCGGGAGCUGCCAGUGGUGGACCGGAGGCCAGCCCCGUCCCAGACGGCCCACAAGAAGCUGAAGAACGACUGGGAGGGCCUGGACGCCGAGACGGCCUGCCGAGGCCUGGGCAACUUCCCCUCCGAGGAGAGCCUGCGGUGCAGCGGCGACGAGGCCUCGGAUCGCAGCCGGUCGCCGGCCAAGAGCGGGCCGGCCUGGACCGGCAGCUCCUCCAAUUCCAACUCGGCGUCGCGCGAGUCGGUGCCUGACCGACUGUCGGAGGAGGUGGACGAGAUCUGGAACGACCUGGAGGACUACAUCAGGAGGAGCGAGGAGACCCGGCGUGACCGGCUGCCGGCCGCCUUCCCAGUCAGCCAGGACGACCUGGGAGCGUUGGCCCGCCGGAGGCUCAGGCCCUCUGCUCGCCCGCUCUCCGAGUGGCCGGUGUCCCUCCAAGUGGAGGAGAGCAGGCUCGGCAGGAUGAGCACCACCAACAUCGAGACUGAUAGCGGCGAGCCGAGCGAGCUGGCCUCGCCGUUGGGCGCCGGAGCUGCCGCCUUCCCCGAGGACAAGGGGCUGGAGGCGGACAGCCCUCUGGGCAGCACGGAGGCGGUGGGUCCGCAGGAGCUGGACAUCGUGGACCGCACCAAGCGCAAGGUCUACUAUAUGGCACGGCAGUACAGCCAGAAGAUCAAGAAGGCCAACCAGCUCCUGAAGAUGAAGAAUGCGGGAGAACAGACGCCGUCUGAUCAGCCCAAGAGGAAGUGUAAGGACCUGGCAGCUAUUCUGGAGGAAAAGAAGCAAGGAGGCUCUGCCAUUGGUGCCCGCAUCGCUGAAUACUCCCAGCUGUACGACCAGCUCUUGUUCCGAGAAACUCCCCCAAGGUUAUCCACGGCAUCGACAGACAGUGAGGUGUGGGCGAGGAGCACUCCCCAAGGGCUGCUGUCCUCCUGCAGCUCCCACGGGCACAGCCUGGACUCUGAGGACUGGCUGCUGCACUCCACCUACAGUAACGGGGAGCUGGCCGAUUUUGUGGCCUGGCCGGACAUCCACGAGCUGGCGACCAAGUACACCUCACCGGAGAUGAGGGCGCGGCUGUAGGCCAGGGUUGGGCUGGCCAGCCCGUCCCCUACAUUAGCCACCAGCCGCCCCCCGGAGCAGCGCUGGAGCGCCCUGGUGAUGCCACCCAACGUGCCGAGCUACUCGCCGAUGCGGGGCUGCGGCACGUUGGGGCGGCUGGCUAGUGAGGGCGGGGCACGGGGAGUGUCGCUGUCCUCCCCCUCCGUGGCGGUCGGCCACUCCGUCGAAGUGCCGCGGCCCGAGCUGACCCUGCGGGACCCGCGGCAGGUGGUGCUGGCGGGCGGGACCCCAGCCCUCGACGCACGCUCGGCCGCACGCAACUACCUCGCCAACUUCAACGAUGCCGACGAGGAUGACGAGGACUAUGUGGAGAUCCGCUCCGAGGAUGAGGACUACGAAGACCUGGACGAGAGCAGCCUGGCAGCUGAAGCCGCCACCACCAUCUUGCGAAACAGCGGCACGUCGGAGCCCCAGCCUUGCACCCCGCUGUUGAGCGGGGAAGGGGGAGGGGGAGGGGGAGGGGGAGAGGGUGUUCCCGGCUCCCUGUCUGCACUGGGCGAGCCCGACCAGCUGAGCCACUACCUCUGGCGGGAACCCUCCCCCAGUCAGCAGAACAUUGUGCAGACUCUGCGCGACAAGUUUCAGUGCCUCAGUUCCAGCAGCUUUGCCUAGUGGGCAGAAUGGUCCGAUGUCGCUGGCCUUUAUCUGGGGAAAAGAGCAAAGGGAAACUAUAACGUAUUAAACUCAGCUCUGAUAGAUCUCUCUGAUUGCACUCCCUGACCCGAGUCGUAGUGUUAAAAUAGUAUCUAGGUUCAGGGAAGAUCCGAGUUUAUCAAACAAAACAAUGCAAGUAAAUGUUUACUUUUGUACCUAUAGGGAAUCACUGGCAGAAGAAAAUACACAAUCACAGUGCAAAUGCAGUGGGAGUCGUGGGUGACCUGUUCUUAUUGAGGUGGGAAUGAAUGGUGGUGGUGUUCGCUGCGGGUUUUGGCCAAGAAUGGUUAUUGCCCCCUCUAGUGUAAUUAUCAUGCGUUCACCAUCUCUCUCUCUCUCUCUCUCAGGGGCACUGUUUGUGUGUGGGUGUGGGUGAUGGGCUGGUGGGGAGAAAGCAAUCCAAAUGACUGAUCCUCGCCAGCCCCAGCCCCCAAGACUGAAAGUAGAAGUUAUCCAGUUACACAAAGUGCUUGGACAGUUUAUUCGGGCCUUAUUUUAGCCCCAAGCUUUCAGACUGGUGUUGAAAAUGAGGAAUGAUUGAGGAGAAAUUGAAGUAACGGCAAUUAGCGUGGUAAAGGAGAAAUGUGUGGGGGAUGCAAAAUGGAUCUUUGGCAACUGUCGGGAAUAAAAGCAGGUUGAGGAAGUAGGCAUGCACUUACUUGGCUGUUGCCUCUCAUUUUCUCAUUAACUGAUGUGAGCAGAGCUUCACAUGACUAACAAACUAAUUAGAAGCUAGUCUGGCUUCAUGUUCAAACCUGCACCACUAGGCAUCCCAUACAGUUAUUGCCAGACACAUGCUUGCAAUUAAUCUUUAAUCCCAUCAAACCCGGCCUUCCCAAUUGACUCCAGAUUACGAGGUUUCCUCUAUUGCCAGAAGUCCAAUAACACUUGCUGGCAUUUACCUCCAACCUGCUUGUGCUACCAGCUGUUCUGCUUUGCCAACAUAAACAAUGAGCAUUCCAAAGCUCCCAUCAUUUAAUUAUUACUUUUAAAAGAUGGCAGAACUUCUGCCAGCCAGAAUAAGCAGAACUUCAUUCAAACGAUGUGUCUUGUGAGCGUGGCUGCUGAAAACUAACUGUGGAUUGAGAGGAGUAGUGUUCCCUAGAUGGUAAUUGCAGGACAGAAAUUGAGAUGCUGAUACCUUGAGACCUCGUGGCUAAUAACCUUCUGCCUUGUGGUCAGGACCAUCAUUUGAAUGUGUGUUGAUGUUGCAUAUUGGAACAGGGUCAUCUGGAACAAUGCAAGCAAUGUUACCUUUUUGGAAGUUUAAGAGAAUCCACCAUUUAGAAGUCAAUUUUGAAAUUGGUUUGUGUUCUGGAACAAGAUUAAAUCUUUUCCUUUUUUGAUUUGACUUGUACCUUGCUUCUUGGUUCCAGUAAGAACAUAAUAGAAAGUGGUAGCUGUUCCAAUUUAAACAAAACUGACCUUCUGUUUCAUCUGUCUUUUUCCCGUGCAGUCCAUCAGAUGACCAGGUGCAUAAGUAUGGGACUUGUCUUCAUUCCUCCACUCUACAACAGUCCAUCCAUUUUCAUUCAAAUUGGUAGCUUAACUAUUGCCCGUGGAGCAAUCUCACUCAGAUUAAUUUCUCAAUUUAAUUUGUCCAUUUCAUAACUCAGUGAAGGGUAUGAUUUAGAAUCAUGAUCAGUCCAAAAGUGAUCUCCAUCCAUUGCCACGGAAAUGCUGAAAACCAAUAAUUUAUACGUGUUCACAAUAAAGUGAGUUCAAUUAAGAAUAAUCAUGCUCCAGUUCCAGCUUGGCAUGCGAGCCACCAAGCCUAGUCACCAGUAUGUAAUUGAGACGAAUUAAAAUGUUAAGACACACAGCAUCUUGUUCAUUGGAGCCCACUGGGUAUAAAUCUGUUCAAAGGAGUUGUGUUUCAGUACAUCUCCCUAUUUCUUGGUUCAAGGAAUUAGAAGGUGGGGGUGUUGGUCACUUAUUCAUCAGCUCUGUUGGUUUAUUGAUGAGCAAUUUAGCUUCAGUGCUACUUUCAGAGGCUGGACCAUAAACCUGCCCAAAAGCAGUGUGACAAUGUGCACAAGCUUGAUCUUCAAUGCACAAAAUGCACCCACUUAACCUAUGUGCUCCUGCUAUAUGUCUGUGUGCUUCAUUUAACUAUGCAAUAUUACUCCCAAUGUCUGGCUCCCCUUGUGUAGGUACAUAUGUUUCAUCAUGUAUGUUGAAAAGCAGACAAACAAAAUUACUUUUUUCCCCUAAAUAAAAGACAUCGCUUUUUACUUUAAGCAAUAAUGAAAUGCACUUGAUACAGUAACUUGACUUCUAAUUGUAAAAUUCAGUAGAUGGGAACAGUCUUCACAAAGUUUAAAGCUUGUAAAUUUCAUAUACAUAUAUUUUUAAAAUAACAAUAGGUCAAUAUUUUAUUGUAUUGCUCCAUUAUUGGAGGCUUGCUGUAGUUUAAAAUGUUAAUUCAAGAUUCAUUGAACUGGAGAAAAGAGAUCCUGGUAUUUCAGAGAAACUAUCAGGAUUUCUCAUGACCUGUUUAAUUCUCUGUCAUUCCAUCAGCGGCUUUACUGUACAAAACGCAUUGUCAAGAACUGAUCUUCAGUGGAAAGAGAUUGUUGGCCAAGUUCACAUAUAGUUCUGACAGUUGAAACUGAAAUGGGUGUCGAGCUGACCAACCUGUUAAUGAAUAAAGGAAACUUUCUCAAAGACUGCAGUUCUCGUGUCUUAUCCUAUGGAUGAGAAUUUGAGCUGGAAAUGACUUCCAAGAACAAAUUUGCACUUUUUAUGGAUAUUUUAUAAAAACAAGAUGAAUGUUGAACAUGUAGCAAAAUUAUGAAAAAAUGAUGCUUGCUUCAUUAAUUUUACUAUGCUCAAUAAAGUUGAGCCUAAUGCAUGCCAAAUUGCCAGGAAUAGUUUGAACAUUUCACGUUUUAAAAAAAAUGAAUGUGUUUUUUGUGUGGAGGGAUAUAGUGCUGUACAGAAAUGAAUUGUAUGAAAUAAAUAAUUGAACCAUUUGGGUAUUUGAUGUAUUUUUGUUGCAAGUUUUUGUUUUAACAGGUUAUGAAGAAGGUGAAGUGGGUAAGAAUUAAUGGCUAUACAGCAAAUGUAAACAUCUGUAGGCAAAAAGUAACCACCAGUCUGUGACAUUCUGCACAGUGACCACUAGGAGGCUGUUAUGGUUUAGCUUAUUAUUGUCCUGUGUAUGGAGAUACAGUAAAAAGCUUGCAACCCAUUCAAAUCGUACUCUAUAUAACAGCACACUCUUACACAAGUAAGAGUGUACUGAUUGUGAGCAGAUCAUCUUCUGGAACAGUGCACCGAGUAGCCAUGUUCCGACAAUAGGUGCAGGAGUAGGCCAUUCGGCCCUUCGAGCCAGCACCGCCAUUCAAUGUGAUCAUGGUUGAUCAUCCCCAAUCAGUACCCCGUUCCUGCCUUCACCCCAUAUCCCCUGACUCCGCUAUCUUUAAGAGCCCUAUCUAGCUCUCUCUUGAAAGUAUCCAGAGAACCUGCCUCCACCGCCCUCUGAGGCAGAGAAUUCCACAGACUCACAACUCUCUGUGUGAAAAAGUGUUUCCUCAUCUCCGUUCUAAAUGGCUUGCCCCUUAUACUUAAACUGUGGCCCCUGGCUCUGGACUCCCCCAACAUCGGAAACAUGAUUCCUGCCUCUAGCGUGUCCAAACCCUUAUAACUUGAAAUAAUCUUAUAUGUUUCAAUAAGAUUCCCUCUCAUCC
This is a messenger RNA of Leucoraja erinaceus (little skate), 8351 nucleotides long. RefSeq names its product pleckstrin homology domain-containing family G member 1. The record is from RefSeq and is a predicted model, not a curated record. NCBI's taxonomy places the organism in Eukaryota, Metazoa, Chordata, Chondrichthyes, Rajiformes, Rajidae. Gene Ontology annotation, molecular function: guanyl-nucleotide exchange factor activity. The transcript has 19 exons.